AUGCCAGUGGCCAUGGACACACAUCAGGGGUCCGGUCUGAGCAGUACUGGCGACAAAGACAGAUACCGGCAGGUGCUGUUACAGGAACUCUGCCAGCUCCAGGCCAAGCAGAGGAAGCUGAAGAGGGAGGUUGAGAGGCACAAGCUUUUUGAAGACUAUUUGAUUAAAGUUCUUGAGAAAAUCCCCAAGGGCUCCAAUGAAAGGGAGGAGCCAGAGGAGGCCGUGGUGGAGGCCAUGGUGGAGCACUAUGGGAAGCUCUUCACAGUCGGCCAGGACAUCCAGAAGCGUCUUGAGGCCUUCUCCAAGAUGAACCAGGUCGUCCACCAGAGCCUGGAGUCUCUAGAAGAGAUCCAUAGAGCUCUUAUCCCGAACCUCAAGAUCCGGCUGUGUCAGCUGCAGAAGAGGUGUCACAGCUGGCAGAAGCAGCAGUGGCAGUCGAAAUAUGAUGUCACCUACCGGAAAGACACGGGCAGCUAUAAUGUGGGAAGCUCUGCUGCAGCUGAUCACCACCCUGGAGGCCUAAAAAAGAGCAUUCAGGCGCUGCACAGACUGAAGCACGCUGGGUGCCUCCAGGCCCCUUCCCAGGUGCCCCAAAACCAGCUGCUCAACUACGUGCGAACAGCCAUCGACAACAUGGCUCGGCAGUGCUGCUCCUUUGACUGUGUUGUGCCCGUGAAGACCAUGGGCCUCUUCUCCAAGCUCAGCCUGAUUCAGGAAUUUAUGUUGGACAAAAGGGAGACUGUGAAGUUUAUCUCACUGCUCAUGGAACCCAGAGUGUGCUGGUCAGAUGACAGCCACAGUGACCAGAGGUUCAGAAGAUACCCAAGAUCCUUCAGGACAUAUCCAAGGAGUCAAGACUUCAUCCCAAGGGCCCCCUCCCCCCGCACCCAGACUUCAGAGUACUCCAGCCUGUGCUGA
This is a messenger RNA of Miniopterus natalensis, 918 nucleotides long. It is a transcript of the gene CCDC197, whose product is annotated as coiled-coil domain containing 197. Lineage: Eukaryota; Metazoa; Chordata; Mammalia; Chiroptera; Miniopteridae. The record is from RefSeq and is a predicted model, not a curated record.